AUGACAGACGCCAAUUCCGCACCAGAGACGGCUGCCGACUCGCAGCGGCUGAAGAACAUCACAGAAGGCGUGGCUGUCCGCGGAUACCACAGCGAGCAAGACAUGGCGGCCGAUGUCUUAUCACCACGGAGCGACCCGGGCGCAUCGGCGCAGGUCGGGGUCAAUCGCACCUCCCUCCCGCCGCUCGUCACUUCCCCGCCAUCCAAGGCGAAGCUCGAGCGCGCCAGCUCCUACAUGAACAAGCGACUGUCAACCUUCUCCAACACGUCCAACACACACCAGUCCGUCCGCUCCCGGCCGCAGUCGACUGCCUUCCCCAUCUUCCACUCGAGUCUGCCCUACUCGCUCGUCCGCGACUUUGCCUACGACCCGCUGCACCCGCUCUUCUACGGCCCUCUCCCGGAACAACCUUCCGACAUCUCGACACCGGCCAGCGAACACAGCCGGAGACUCUCGGACCCGCCACCCGUGGCAUGGCGAAGCGACCGAGGCGGUUGGUCCGCGGGGUCCUGGGACGAGAACGGCGAGCAGCUCCCACAAACAGCAUACGACGGCGGCCCGCCCUACAGCGAGGACGACGACAUCUCCAGUCCGGUGGUCACGAGCCACCAUGGCGCGCGCCAUAAGAAACACAAGUCCAACAUUGUCAAUUUCGACCACACUCGUGGGCGGAGAGGAUACCCCGAAGAGCAACGGCGGGGCUCGAUACUGCCUAUGAACGGCGAGAGCAGCCAGUUCGUCAACGAUGAGGCUGCAAACGGGCCCGGGGGUGAGUUAAUCACAUUUCCGCCCGAGUCGUCGCGGCUCGGUGUGCCAGAAGGAGCUUCACGACGAGACUCGCACUUCGCAACCACUCUCCCACAACGGGCAUACGCCGAGACCGACGCCGAUGUCGAGGGCCCGCCAUACGACUCAGACGACGACAUGUCAGAGCCCGAGGACUACAUCCACGAUGACAACCGAUUCUCGCGCGACUACCAGUUCACCAUCGCAUCGCCCGACGAGGAGAUGCACGGCAAGGCCGUCGCCCUAUUCGACUUCGCACGCGAGAACGACAACGAGCUACCGCUGGUAGAAGGACAGGUGAUAUUAGUAUCAUACAGACACGGCCAAGGUUGGCUCGUAGCCCAAGAUCCAAAGACUGGCGAGAGCGGGCUUGUCCCCGAGGAAUACGUCCGCCUGCUGCGCGACAUUGAGGGCGGCUUGAAUGGUCUAGUCGGCGCGGUACAACCUCAGCCCGAACUACUGCCACCCGAAGCCAACAACGGGCCUGAGAGUCUCCUCAGCCCCAUCUCAGCUGGACCCGAAGCGAAGACGCCCACACAGGCCGAUCACCCCCAGAACUACACGCCUGUCAUAUCCACCUUCUCAACAAGCCACAAAGAUCUGGAGAAGUACCCGACAGAUAGGCUCGGGACGCCUACUACCACCGAAGGCGGCCCGUUCUCAAGAAGCAAAGACACUGGUGCUAUGGAGGGUGUGGAGUCAACGCCCGAACCGCAGUCUCAAGACCAGAAGCCAUGA
This is a messenger RNA of Alternaria conjuncta, 1524 nucleotides long. RefSeq lists its product as uncharacterized. The transcript has a single exon. Gene Ontology annotation, molecular function: protein binding. Lineage: Eukaryota; Fungi; Ascomycota; Dothideomycetes; Pleosporales; Pleosporaceae. Bases 1 to 1524 code for a protein of 507 amino acids. The record is from RefSeq and is a predicted model, not a curated record.